Leptidea sinapis is the source of this 6674-nucleotide messenger RNA. RefSeq lists its product as uncharacterized. Gene Ontology annotation, biological process: response to endoplasmic reticulum stress. Gene Ontology annotation, cellular component: protein phosphatase type 1 complex; endoplasmic reticulum. The record is from RefSeq and is a predicted model, not a curated record. The transcript has 3 exons. Gene Ontology annotation, molecular function: protein phosphatase regulator activity. Bases 332 to 2617 code for a protein of 761 amino acids. NCBI's taxonomy places the organism in Eukaryota, Metazoa, Arthropoda, Insecta, Lepidoptera, Pieridae.
AUUGCAUUAUUUUACAAAAUGGCUGAAAUGUAAAGACGUGUUUUUCGAUUUUUUAUCAAAAUGGAGCAACAAAGCGUUUAUACAUCUCAAGAAAACGAAUUUACAAGUGUCUCAAGAAUCAGAAAUAUCAUCAGUUGUGGUGAUACAUCGUAUAGCACUGAUAGCUAUAUUUACGACGCAGGACCUUGGUGCAAUCAAAAAGUUACUGUUAUCGGUUUAAAGUGUUAUAGACUUGCUCACAAGCCUUUUUCAGAGUGUUUACCUAUGAAUGUCAUGUUUGUUUGAGUGUAAAAUGGCCUAGCAUCCUUUACAGACAAAAAAUUGUGCAAAAAUGAAUAAUUUAGGUGGUUUAAAUUCGCGCAAUAGGCGCUCGCUUUUUGACAUAAAAGCUAAUAUUCCUGUUUCAUACUAUUCCACGGACGCUCAAUCUAAAGAAGAUAUGAAGAUUACGUACGGAGAUACAAUGUUCUUGAGCAAUAUCAAUAAAUUGCACCUUAUACCAGAUCCUUUGAAAAAGAAUCUAGCAGACUCGGUUAUGGGCGAUACACAAGUUAUGAGGGACUUAAAGCCACAUAACGAGUUUGGAAAGGUCGAGGUCGAGCCUCAACCAACCCAAAAGAAAGAAUUAACAACUCUAACUAGUAUUACCAAUUACUUUUCUGGUCUUAUGAAUGUUAUGGGUACAAUUUUCCAAAGAAGGCCACCCUCCCCUGUAACACAAUAUUACGAUUGUUUUGAUACGGAAAGUAGUCGUGAGAUGGCGCCAUUCAACUGGCAACCAUCCAAAUUAGAUGUUCAAAAUAAAAAUGAGAGGUCUUUUAGCAGUAACAAUGGUUCUACAACUAAUAUGACUAUAAGUGAUUGUAAAUCUUCAGCUGAAAGCUGUGAAGACAAACUAAAUCAAGUACGAUUACUCUUGAGUGGUACACCAAAGUUGGGACAAUCGAAAAGGGUUGUUGGUGAAGCCAGCUCUAUUGAAGAAUCAUUUGAGGAUGCCUUUUGUCCUGAAGACAUAGUAAGUCUGGCAAAUGAUACAUUUAUUGAAUAUUACAGCGCUUUCAACAGCCACAGUGAUUAUUUAUGUGAAGCUGAUGCCCCUUAUGUAAAGACUGAGGUAAUUAAAGAUUCAUUGGAUACAUCUACAAAUCUAAAUGAUGAUAAAUUUAAUAACAAUUGUAGCACAAGUAAUAAAAGUAGUGAUUGUAAAGAUGAUUUGAAAUAUGAAGUUGUGGCGUCUUGUGAAGAUAAACUGAGUAAGAUCAAAGCUUUGUUACAGUCAAAAUGUAAAGCAAACUCAAACACACAUGAAAAGACUGAACCAAUAUCAAUAAAUAACAUAUGUGAUACAUCAUUUGCUGAUGAAUUGAACCUAAACAACAGCAAUGAAACCGUCAGCAGUGAACCGGAUAACAGUUUCGAUGAAGUGAAAGGAAGAUUUCAUUCAUCAUCAACAGAUAGUAAUGAUUCAUUCCAAAUAGUGUUCAGUGAUUCUCGUAAACGGCUACCAUCCGAUUGCGAGUCUGAGGAUUCUUUUAUUGUGUUUGAUGAGUCACCGGAUAGCUGUUAUACAUCACAUGAUGUAUUCGGAAAUGAAUCUGAUUUGGAGUCUGACUUUGAGGAAGAUUCUGGUUGUAUACAGACAUGUAAGCUUGAUCAUUCAUUGUCACGGACAUUCUGUGACCUAACUGACAAUAGUCUCUACAGUGCUGAUGUGCCAGAUAGUUCUCCUAGUGGUAGUGAUGAAUUAGAUGCUGUCGUUCUUCAAAAUUGUUCUGAAUCUGCAUUGUGUUCGGAUGACACAAAGAAACAAGAGGAUAAGAAGACGCAGAAGAAGGUUCGAUUCUCGCCAUGCCCUCCCAAGGUCCACGUGAUGCGUGUGUGGGCCUUCGCAGCGCGCCAGGCGAGGAUCGGUGACUGGGAGACGGUAGCGCGCGACAGAGAUAGAUUCAAGAGACGAAUAGCGGAUGUGGAUGUGGCAAUAUCAUGGGUGUUGAAGCCCCAGCACAGAUCCCGUGUGGUGUUCCAACGGUUUAUGCCAUGGUGGAACGCCCAGAAACGCAAAGAGCUCGCUGAGAAGAAGGCACAAGAAGAAAGGGACAGCGAAGCGAAGAUUACUAAUAAUAAAGAAGAACAAAUAGAUAUCAGUCCAAUUGAAUAUGACCAAGUAACAGAUAAUAGUGAUGGAGAUGUUACCAAUAUUGAUAAGGGUGACGUAGAUAAUGUGGAAGGUGAGAGACUUUUGAAGAAUGAUAGUGAAGACAAUCCAUAUUAUGAAGAUGAUAAAGGAAAGAAAACAGAAGGCAGAAUUACAAUAACGUCUGAAUUUUUAACAAAAGGGCACUGCGGAGAAGAUAAGGAGACAGGAGCUACAGUCGAAGAAAGAGAUCUAUUGAUAGAAAGGGAUUUACAUCAAAAUGCUCAUACAAAUAUAUAUCGCUUAAAUCACGAAAGGAUAAAAGAAUCGAAAGCCGGUGCUAAAGAAAUUGAACCUUUUGCCAAUGAAAUAAAGAACGAAAUUUCGACGAAUAGCGCAGUAAGUAGUGAUUUUGGCGAUUCUCUUUGUGAAAAAUCGUUGGUAAAUCCAGUGGAUCGACAAAGAGAUGUAUCUUACUCUUGACCGUAUUGUUAAGAAUAUGGUCGCGGAGCAGAGUUUCGGCCAUUGAACUCUGUCUACUUACUGCCAAUAACAAUAAGGGAUGUCUGCCCAUUGGUUAGCGAGACGGCCACAUGGGUCAGUGACCGAAAUUGUACAUGUUCCGCGACCGUGCUAUAAUAGCAUGUAUAUUUUACUGUAAUGACAAUGUAUAUUAAAUAUAUCAAUCAAUGUAAGGAUGCUAAGUGCCUGUAAUUGCGAGGAAUCGCAAAUGCACAAAAAAAAAAUGAAAAAAAAUGUAUAUUCUAUAAAUAAAUUGUAAAAUUCAUAAAGUUAGGUCGAUUGGGAAUUAGUGAUUCGAUGCGUCUGAUAAUUAUGAAAUUCUUUACUAUCACUAGUAAUGUUGUUUAAAUUUAAAUCUUCAAUUCAUUAAUGUUCUAUAAUUUAAAAAAAAUGUGUUCUAUACGUUCUAUAUAUAAACAUAUCAUUCAGUCUGAUGGUGGAACGGCAAACGUGUGCUUAAAGACGAUGUAAGCACACUUUUCUCCUUACACAUGUGUCAACUGUCAGUAUCCGAGUCAAAUCUGAACUGAAUAAAUGUCAUACAUUGCUGCCUAUUGACCAAGAAUAUUUUAAACAACUGGAGUAAAUGUGGCAAUGUAUAGACAUCGAAGACUAUUAUGGUGUGAUUAGUGGCAUGUUCCAUAUUUCGGCUUUGUGUCGGUACCGGUAACCCGGUACGUUCGCUUCUCCUCUCAAAAAAUGGAAUUAACUAUAUUAACACUGUUAUUUCAUUAAACUAUUAGUUAUUUUUUGCCACGCAUUGCUUAUACUUAAACAUAUAAAUAAAAUAAAAUCGGACAGAAUAGAGCCAAAAAAAAUGUAUUUUCUCUAAAUGUUCACAGUCUAAAUCCCUUUUAUCUUGUUUAUAAAGUUUGGCGCAUUGAAUUAAUUCAUUUCUCAUUGCAUAAAUUAUGUUAGUUUGUAUAAAAUGUAUCUAUAGCCAUGUACAUUUCGAAGCCUUAUAUAGUUAAAAAAAUGUAUAAACUUAUUUACAUAAAUGUGGUACAUAAAAAAUUAAAUUCGGCUAGUUGCAAUCACUUGGGAUAAAAUGUUAAAUUAAACAUUUAAUACGAAUUUAUUGGUUGCUUAGAAAAUUAGUAGAGUUAAGCGUUAUUUUACGGAUAUUUGAUGCACUCUCAAAUGUUGUAAAUGAUGAUCUAUUGUGCAAAUUCAGUUAAGUUUCACAGUAUCGCACCGCCAAGUGUUUCACAUUUAUUCGAGCAAUCUUGAGGAGUUUACACGUUAAACGCUGAAACGAGAGAACGUGUAUUUUUUGUAAAACUAAACGUAAUUGGCACAAAAUAUCAACGUUAACAACAUUUUAAAUAAAUUCGUUGAUCGCCCCAAAAAUCGGGGAAAAACAUUAUAAGGGUCAACAUACAAAGAUAAGCUUUACAAAGUAAUUCGUAAUUUUAUCAUUUGGUGUCAUUGGCGUACAAAAAAGAACUAGGCUGACAAUCGCCUAUUAAAAAGUCGUAAAAAUGUCUGAGUGGCAUUGUGUAUACGUAUUAACUUUUUACAUUAACAGAUAUACAGAUUACAUUAAGACAUGCAUUCAAAUUAACACCUUAAUUCGUUGCAGUAAUGUUCGAAGUCAUAUAGUAUACGCUCCUUAGAAGCUCGGACGCAACACGAGAAAAUAACAUUUUGUGAUGAAAAUCAAAAUGAUAAUAAACGUCAAGUUGGGUACACAAUUUUGUUCAUUUAUAGGGACACUUACCUGAAAUACGACAGUCCAUCCUUUUUAAGAUGCGUGACACUUUGUCAUUGCGUGGCGUUGUAUUCAAAGCGCGGUCAAAACACAAUUGAACGAAAACUGCCUAAUGGACGCGUAGACAGAGUUUUCAUUCCGACAAUUUUUGAGCGCGGGUUUGAUUCUAGUUGUUUAUUGUACAUCAAUGUCUGGUGCUUAGUUGUUAGAUUUAAAUGUAUUAUGGUGCGUUCACACUUAAUACGCCACUUUAAGAAGGCAAGCAAAUCCAUUCGAAAAUUGAACACGAGAGCUUUACAGCGGGUUCACACUAUUCAAUUUUAUGUGUUUUUUAGGAGUAUGGCGUCAUUUUGACUUCUCUAAGAUCGGCCAAUCAAUCGUGGGGAUUACAAUAAAGAUACGCGCUAUGUUAUUUAUCCUUCUGUAAGGCUCUAUUGAUACCUCUGGUGUUCCACAACAACUCUUUUUAUUAGCGCAGAUUAUCUUUAACUAGACUAAAGAAUAUAGAUAUAUGUUCGCAUAUAGUAUUGUUUAUAUCGUAUAAAACAGAGUGAUUUAUUAUAAAUAAUUUUGUUACGUUUUGUUGAUGCAAUAAAGUUUACUACAAGCCCUUAUUAUUAGUUUUUAUGGUAUGUUUUUGUUGGAAAUUCCGAUUGAUUUUGUCAGUCAUGAAUAUAAUUUUCUAAGUCAGUAAAUUUUAGCUUUAUCGAUCUUAGUUUAAUUUUUUUUUGUUCAUUUAAUAUAGCUUUUAACAAUAUAUUUGUUAAAUUGCCUUAAAUUAUAAGUCAGGCUGAACGCCACAUAAUAGAGAUAUAUCAUAUCUAACCUUCUGCAAACAAUUCACAAUUACAAAGUAUUCUAACAAUUGCAUUUUUCGUCUCGAAAGUUUUUGAGUAUUUAUAAACACUUCGUUUUUGUUUUUGUUAUUGCAUUUAUUUAUUUAUUUAUUUAUUUCAUUGCAAUAUUUUACAUAUAUAAUAUAAAUUAAUGAAAUCACUUGGUUACCAUGAAAUUAGCUUCAUGUGAGGGCACCAUAAUCUUUGUUUUUUUAAACCUAAUAUAUAAUAAUAUAUAUAUAACAUAGACAAUUUUUGUAAAAAGUAAACUUUGUGAAAAAUAUUUGUCUUAAAACAUUAACUCGUCGGCUUACAAUUAACUUUAUUCGAGGCAGAUAGAGCAAAGAAUAUACAACGAUUUUAAAAAUUCUUGUUUAAUAAUAAUUGAGAUUAAAUCUCUUAUCAUAAUUCUGUGUAAAUAACGACGAUUACAAAAUUGCAAAAAAAAUCUGAUCUACCCUCAUUUUCAAAAAAUAGUAAUUUUUUAAAUUUGCGGGUAGUUGCGGAAAUGUCCUUUAAUGUUUCAAUAACUGUCAAGCUUAGAUCAUUUAUACGUCUAAAUAGAAUAUGACAGCUGUGAAAACGUUGAAAAGAAUUUAGUUUAGAACUAUUUUGAGCAUUUUAUGCACACUAACACAAAGUAUCAUAAAAAAUUGCGAGUGUAAGACGUAGCUUGCCACGCACACUAAAGUAAUAUUCCUCUCAAGAAUCUAUCAAGACUUAUAAAAUAUCUAAGCUCUCAAGUUAUAUUCUAUUCAAAUUUGUUGUUUAGUUAAAUUUCAAGCAACUUUGUUUUGGUACUCUACGUGACAAUUAGUGGGUUAUUUUUGUAGGUUACGAUUUACGUUACAUCAAGAAUUUAAAUAUGCUUGUAUAUAUGUAUAGAUAUUUUGUAUGAAGAUUAAUAUAUUAUUUAUCCUUGUAAAUUGAAGUGAUAAGCAGCAUUGCUAUGCCCCAUUAGUUUUUUUUAUACCUUAUGUUGUGUUCUAUUGAGGGUAGAUAAUAAUUUCCAUGUAACACGGUUUUUGUCAACGUUUAUUUUUAAUACUAUUUUGUGUUAGUCUGUAAUAACUUAUGCAUUUACCUCUAAUAUCAUUCAGUUUGCUGUAUCUGCAUAUUUAUAAUAAUAAACAGUCAUACCGCAUUAUAUCGUGACGCUCAAGUAUAAUCUCAAAGUACCCAAAAUCCAUUAAAACCGAAAUAGGGUACCUUUCGAUUUGAAAAUCAUGAAAGUGAAAGUUGACAAGGGUUAGUUUCAUAAAGAAAAUUCAAAAUUGCGUGUACCUAUCUUGUUCUCUUUAGGACAAUGAUUAUAGUUGCCUCUUUUGUUUGCAUGAAAUUUUCAAUCUACCCUCGUUUAGUUUUAACAUGGCUGAAUAGUUACUAAAUAUGUCUUAGCAAUGUUUUACGUUAGUGUAAAAUUACCGUUUGUAAUUACCAUGGGUUUGGUUGAAUAAACAUACUGAAUUGA